Aureobasidium subglaciale EXF-2481 is the source of this 906-nucleotide messenger RNA. RefSeq lists its product as uncharacterized. NCBI's taxonomy places the organism in Eukaryota, Fungi, Ascomycota, Dothideomycetes, Dothideales, Saccotheciaceae. The record is from RefSeq and is a predicted model, not a curated record. The coding region runs from base 1 to 906 and encodes 301 amino acids. Gene Ontology annotation, molecular function: oxidoreductase activity. The transcript is spliced from 2 exons.
AUGACUACAGCCACCUUCAAAUACAUCGAUCCCGCGUCCUACGAUGCGACUGCGACUGCACCUUUCAAGAAACCAUGGGGAAAGGUAGAUGGCCCUGGAUAUUCUUUUCGUUUAGCUGAUCAUCAACGUCAAGUUGAGAACAUCCGCGGUCAAGAAGCAAGCUUCAACACCGACAACGCUGGUUUCGCCGUCUUUCGCAAGCCAUCAAAAGAGAAGGAUUUCACAGAUGACACGGCUGUCCGUGAGGGAUACUACAAAGAGGUGGAAGAUGCUCUGCGAGAGAAGAUUCCCGGCAUCAAGAAGGUUGUCAUCUUCGAUCACACCAUCCGUCGUAGAGACAAGACUUCGCCCCGUCAGCCUGUCCAGCAGGUCCAUGUAGACCAGACACCUCGUGCUGCAGAGACUCGAGUACGCCGUCAUCUUCCCGCCGACGAGGCUGAGGAGCUGCUUAAGGGCAGGUACCAAAUCAUCAACGUCUGGCGACCAAUUGGUCACAACGCAAGCGAUUUCCCUCUAGCUGUCAUUGAUUGGCGCACAACCACCGAGAAAGACUUUGUCAAGGUUGACCUUCUGUACCCGAAGCGCACCGACAACGACAAUGAUGACAGAGGAAAGGAGGUCCUUCCAGACUCUUCCUCGAUGACUUCGACCGAAGGAUAUGAGCCAAAGGGAGAGACAUAUGCUGUUGCUCCGUCUGACAAGCACAAAUUCUACUACAUGAAGGACAUGACGCCCGAUGAGCUCAUGCUUCUGAAGUGUUUCGACAGCAGGAGUGAGUGGUCGCCCAACAGCACAAAGGGCCUAGCUCAUGGUACUCCUCACACCGCUUUUGUUGACCCUCAGACUCCGGUAGAUGCACCUGGCAGACAGAGCAUUGAAGUCAGAUGCCUGGUCUUUUAUGAGUAA